AUGGUGACAGUCGAGACAAUCAUCUUUAUGUCGGCUCAGUCCCUUCUUUCAUUUCUGGCUCUGGUUCAGAAUAUUUACAUUCUUGUUGUCAACUGUAUAGAUGGUCGAGCAAAGGGAAAUGUGAAGCCAACAGAUUUGCUCAUGGUGGGAAUUUCAGCCUGCAAUGUCUUAAGCGAGCUCUUAAAGUUUCCCUGGAGCAUAGUGUACAAGUUGGAGUUGUGUGACAUUGUUGGCAUGGUUUUUCACAAGGUGGUAGUGUUUUUUGGGAUGUCUAUGAGUACUUUUAACUUCUGGCUUACAGCUUGGCUUUGCUUGGUUUAUUUUGUUAAGAUUGUGCACAAAACCAAUGGCCCUAUCCAUUGGUUACGAAAACACUUACCUAGUCGGGUUCCUCAGCUGAUCAUUGGAUCAUUAAUUUUGAAUGCAGCACUCGGUGUUACCAUGGAGGUUGACACCAGAGUCAAAGUACUGGAUAAUGUCACAAUGAAUGACACAACACUUUGCAAUAAAUAUGUUUUACCAGCUGGCAGAGUAUGCACCAUUAUCUAUGCUGUGUUUGGUUGUUUUUUGCCGUUCCUGUUGAUGGUGACAUCCAGCGUGUCAUUAGUGAAGUCCCUUUGCCAACAUGCACAUCGUAUGGAACACAAGAGCUCUGAGUCAGGCACUGGUAACUCCAGUAAACACAUCCGUGUGGCCAGGGCGAUUCUAAUUCACACCUUCCUCUUCAGUAGUGGUGUAAUAAUGAUGAUUGUUUUAAUCUUUGUCUCUUCGGAAGGGAAUUGGCUUGUAAUGCUGAUUUUCGGUUCUUCCAUCUACGCAGGAAGCAGCGCCCUGCUCCUUAUCAUUACCACCACUAAACUGAAGAAACGCUGCAUCGAACAUCACUGCUGUUGUUGCAUGUCACAGCCUGACUCAUGA
This is a messenger RNA of Protopterus annectens (West African lungfish), 918 nucleotides long. RefSeq names its product taste receptor type 2 member 104-like. Gene Ontology annotation, cellular component: membrane. Gene Ontology annotation, biological process: G protein-coupled receptor signaling pathway; sensory perception of taste. The record is from RefSeq and is a predicted model, not a curated record. Gene Ontology annotation, molecular function: G protein-coupled receptor activity. Lineage: Eukaryota; Metazoa; Chordata; Ceratodontiformes; Protopteridae. The transcript has a single exon. The coding region runs from base 1 to 918 and encodes 305 amino acids.